Molecule: messenger RNA, 447 nt
Organism: Dibothriocephalus latus
Lineage: Eukaryota; Metazoa; Platyhelminthes; Cestoda; Diphyllobothriidea; Diphyllobothriidae
Source: the annotation of a GenBank genome assembly
AUGGUAGACAGUUAUGACUAUCUUCUAAAAUUCCUGAUAAUCGGUAAUGCGGGCACCGGCAAGACUUGCAUUCUGAGACGUUUUCUUGACGACGUCUUCAAAGAAGACACCCUUCACACGAUUGGAGUGGAGUUUGGUACAAAAAUAAUCCAAAUAGUCUAUGAUAUAUCUUCUCGUGAAUCUUUUAAGCGCGUCUCCGAUUGGAUUGCCAGUGCGCGAGAACUGGCAAAGCCUGAGUUGGCGAUUAUAUUAAUAGGCAAUAAAGCGGACUUACCGGCUGACGUCCGUGAGGAGGCUUUUUACGAAGGUGCAAGGACUGCCCUAGAAAGAGCCAAGGCUUCAAACACAACCGACAUGUUUUUGCCUGCUGGAAGUUCUGGAACCACUUACCUUCAUUCACGCAACAAAUCUACCAAUUCCAUCUCCUCAUGCACCGGUUCCUGUUAA